ACGGGCUGGUGUGUCCUGGGCACAGUUUGGGGUGGAGGGCCAGAUAUAGAGGCAGAGACCUGGGAGGGGCUGUCUCAUAGAAGCUAGUGCAAGGGUCUUUGAAAAACCAGAACUAGUACUCACUACAGAGCAGCAAGAGCCCAGCUGGAGGCCAUGAUGAACAGGUGGCCUCCUAGUAUCAGUCCUUUGGGUUCCUUCUGCCCUGCACCUCUCUUGAGCCUGUGACAACUGCCAUGGGACCUCUUGUGGGAAUGACCCCUCAAAGCUUCACACCCAGGCAUCCAAGUUCAGUGAUGGUCAUGCUGUGUCCAAGUAGACAUGGCUCCCCUUUCAGUGAGAAUCCAUGAUGCCCCUCUGUUGCUUCAACACAGGGUUUCUCGGCACAGCCUUGACUGUCCUGGCACUCCUAGACCAGGCUGGCCUCAUACUCAGAUCCACUUGCCUCUGCCUCCCAAAUACUGGGAUUAGAGGUGUGAACCACCACUGCCUGGCCCCAAUACACAGAAUUUUUAAAUUUGAAACCUAACCUUUAAAGUGUAGCUGAAUCUAGAAAGAUGGCUCAGUGGUGAAAAUCAUUUGCUGCAUGAGAAUAAGUGUUCAGAUUCCAGAACACAACUUGAUGCUCCAAGUACACCCGUCACAGCUCCUGGGGCAUGGAGGGUGAUGAGACUUGCCGAUUUCCAGCCUAGCCAAGAAAAUGUAAGCCCCGUGUUCAUUGAGAGACCGAAGGAAUGGGUGGGGAGUGAUGCCCACAUGCACACAGACAUCUUUAAUUCAAAAGGGAGUGUUGCUCUCCAUGUUCAGGUGUCAGUGUGUCAGGUCUAAGAAGGCAGAGGUGCAAAAAGGAGACAUGGUCCACACCUAUAAGAGUUUUCUGUGCAAACAUGAGGACCUGAGUUCAAAUUCCCACUAUGCAUGAAAAAAGCCAGGUAUUGUCAAAGAUGGCGAUGGGGAGGAUCGCUAUUUUCUGGCUGCCAGCAUAGCUCCAGGUUUAAAGAAACAUCCUGUCUCAAAAGAAUAAAGAGUGAUCAGGACACUCCACCGACUUGCUCCUCUGAUCUUUGCGCUCAUACAAUCCAUCUCCUUAAUGACUCCCUCCCCCAAAUCCAAAGGGAAAGACCUGCUGCUUGGAGCAUGGCACAAAAGGACCAGGCUGUGAGAGGCCGAGCCGGAGCUAAGGGUAGGGCUAUGUGGUGGUUGUGUGGGGCUGGGGGCCGGGCUGUGCAGGGCGUCGUUACAAUCCCUCAGCCUCUAGGAGCGUGGCCACGGGAGAGUAGCUGUGAACUCGGCAAAGGGGCGUGGCUACAGUCAACAGGUCUGGGGGCGGAGCUAUAAACUGAGUGGUGACAAGGGGCGUGGCUGUGCCAUUGGUGAAUGGACCGAGGGUGGGAGCUUAUGGGCGGAGUCUCAUGAGGGCCGGGCCUCGCAUGUUGGCCAGGAAUAGGAGCGGUGAAGGGUGGCGUCUCGGCCCCGCGCAGGGCGACCUUUGCGCGGGGCAGGUUCCUGGCACCCCAAAGCUCAAACUCGCUGCAGUCGCGGAGCCAAGCGUCUCGGAGGCUGCGCCCGGGUUGGAGCGCCGCUGCCAUGGACAUCCCGCCGCUAGCCAGCAAGACCACGGCGAUGUCGCUCGGCGCCCUGCCAGUGUCCUAUGCGCUCAACCACGUCUCAGUGCUCUCACAGCCCUUGUGUGUAGUGCUGAUGAGUGCGCUGAUACUGGGUCUGCUCUUCAUGGCCAUCUACAGCCUAUCUCAUGGGGAAAUCACCUAUGACCCGCUCUAUGCUGUCUUUGUGAUCUUCUCCUUCACUUCGGUGGUGGACCUCAUCAUUGCACUCCAGGAAGACGGCUACGUGAUGGGCUUUAUGGAUUUCUACACCAAGGAGGGUGAGCCCUACCUACGCACAGCACAUGGCAUCUUCAUCUGUUACUGGGAUGGUACUGUGCACUACCUGCUCUAUCUGGCCAUGGCCGGUGCCAUCCGCAAAAGGAAGAGGUACCGGAACCUUGGGCUCUACUGGCUGGGGUCCUUCGCCAUGAGCCUCCUGGUGUUCCUCCCGGGAAACAUCCUUGGUAAAUACAGUUCAGAGAUCAGACCUGCCUUCUUCCUCACCAUUCUAUACAUGCUGGUCCCAUGCUGGGCUGGUGUGAGAAUCUUCAGUCAGUCCCGUACACCUACCUCCUACACCCCCGACAUGGUACAGGAGGAACAGAAGAAAGGCCUCCUACAGCGCCCAGCUGACCUGACACUCAUCAUCUACCUCAUCCUUGCUGCCUUCUUUGCUCUCUUCCGGGGCCUGGUGGUACUUGACUGCCCCACAGACGCCUGCUUCAUCUAUAUUUAUCAAUAUGAGCCAUACCUGCGGGACCCUGUGGCCUACCCAAAGCUGCAGAUGCUGAUGUAUUUGUUCUAUGCUCUGCCUUUCUACUGUCUGGCUGCCUAUGCCCUCACCUUCCCUGGUUGCUCCUGGCUGCCAGACUGGGCCUUGGUGUUCGCCGGAGCCAUUGGCCAGGCGCAGUUCUCACACAUGGGUGCAUCCAUGCACCUGCGUACACCCUUCACUUACCGCGUGCCUGAGGACACCUGGACCACCUUCUUUCUGAGCAACAUGCUGUUUGCACUGGGUCCGCAUCUGCUAGCUUUCCGAUGCCUCUGGCGGCCUGCCUUCUUCCUGCAGGCCCCGCCCUGGGCUUCCGAGGGCCCAGGCAAGAAGCAACAGUGAGCAUAUGCCCUCUUCUCUGCUAGGAACUACCUGUGCAGCACGCCUGACCCUCCAAGGAUGGGUUGACCCUUUUAAAGCUGGACGGACAUCUGGGGGAUUGCAAUCCAGGCCAGAAGGGAGCGUAGGAGACCCACGACCAGAUGUUCUCACUAUGUCACUGUGUCCCAAAGACCAGAAGUACCCUAAUGUCCUCCCUUGGAAUUUACCCAUCACUACCCCCAUCCUUUUAAUAAAAGCACUUUUGAUGUCUAGGA
Molecule: messenger RNA, 2972 nt
Organism: Cricetulus griseus (Chinese hamster)
Lineage: Eukaryota; Metazoa; Chordata; Mammalia; Rodentia; Cricetidae
Source: RefSeq, a predicted model, not a curated record